CAUAUAGUCAAGAUUCUGGGUGGGCCUAGGCCCUAGGCUCCUCUAGUGUGAGGAGUUGAUAGACAAGUGUGCAAUGACCAGUGAAGCAGCAGAGGUAACUGGUAAGGAGCCAUUUUAGUUCUGAAACUAUGCGAUUUGAUCCAUUUCGUUUCUCUUAGAAAAACCAGAAAAGCAAGAGCUAGGGUUCAUCAAAAUCAGAAAAAGCUUCGUUUUCUCAAAUAAAUCGAUCAAGAGAUGGCGUUUUGGUGGCCGUUGCUGGUGCUUGCAUUCGCAUUCGUGAUCUGUAAAUUCCUGUUGAUGCUCGUUCCUUCCAAUGUGCCUUCUAUCAACGUCGAUGCCUCUGACGUGUUGGGUAACGGAAAUCAGACGGACGAGAACAGCUACAUAUAUAUACCUUCAAGGCGGCAGACAGACAAAGUUAAGUGCUAUGAGCCUGCAACAAUGAAGUACCUUGGCCACUUCCCUGCAUUAAAACCUGAUGAGGUUAAGGAGAGGGUAGCACAGGCAAGGAAAGCUCAAAAGAUAUGGGCAAAAAGUAGCUUCAAGCAGAGGCGCCAGUUUCUGAGGAUCCUUCUGAAGUAUAUAAUUGAACAUCAAGAUCUUAUAUGCGAAAUUUCUUCAAGGGAUACUGGGAAGACCAUGGUGGAUGCGUCAUUGGGGGAGAUAUUGACAACUUGUGAGAAAAUUACAUGGCUUCUUUCAGAGGGUGAAAGGUGGCUAAAGCCUGAAUACAGAUCAUGUGGAAGAUCAAUGCUUCACAAGACAGCCAAGGUGGAGUUUUAUCCCCUUGGUGUAAUUGGUGCUAUUGUCUCGUGGAAUUAUCCUUUUCAUAAUAUUUUCAACCCAAUGUUGGCGGCAGUAUUCUCAGGAAACAGCAUUGUGAUUAAGGUUUCGGAAAAUGCAAGUUGGUCAGGAUGUUUUUAUAUGAGAAUUAUUCAGACAGCCCUUGCUGCUGUAGGAGCUCCUGAAAACCUGGUUGAAGUUAUAACUGGGUUUGCUGAAACUGGAGAAGCCUUAGUGUCUGCAGUUGACAAAAUUAUAUUUGUCGGAUCACCUGGUGUGGGUAGAAUGAUAAUGCGGAAAGCUUCAGAUACAUUAAUACCAGUUACACUUGAGCUUGGUGGAAAAGAUGCAUUUAUUGUCUGCGAAGAUGUGGAUGUGCCUCAUGUUGCACAAGUUGCUGCUAGGGCUGCUCUCCAAUCAAGUGGGCAAAAUUGUGCGGGUGCUGAGAGAUUCUAUGUUCAUAAGGAUGUUUAUUCUUCAUUUGUUGCUGAAGUUGUCAAAAUUGUAAAAUCUGUUGCUGUUGGCCCUCCACUGGCUGGGAAGUAUGACAUGGGAGCCAUAUGCAUGCAGGAGCAUUCCGAAAAGCUCCAAAAUCUUGUAAAUGAUGCCGUGCAGAAAGGAGCUGAAGUUGUCGGGCGAGGAAGUGUCGGAAAUAUUGGUGAAGAUGCUGUUGAUCAGUAUUUCCCACCUACUGUUAUUGUAAAUGUGAACCACUCUAUGAAGUUGAUGCAGGAGGAGGCAUUUGGACCAGUUUUGCCAAUAAUGAAAUUCAAUUCUGAUGAAGAGGCUGUCAAGCUAGCAAAUGAUUCAAAAUAUGGACUUGGUUGUGCUGUUUUUUCUGGCAGUCAACAUCGGGCCAAACAAAUUGCUUCACAGUUACAUUGUGGUGUUGCUGCAGUUAAUGACUUUGCUUCAACUUACAUGUGUCAGUCUUUGCCAUUUGGUGGUGUAAAAGACAGUGGCUUUGGAAGAUUUGCUGGCAUAGAAGGCUUGCGAGCUUGCUGCCUUGUAAAGUCAGUCGUGGAGGAUAGAUGGUGGCCAUUUAUCAAAACCAAGAUACCAAAGCCUAUUCAGUAUCCUGUAGCGGAGAAUGGUUUUGAGUUUCAAGUUUCCCUGGUGGAAGCUCUUUAUGGCUUGAACAUCUUGGACCGUUUGAGAGCAUUGGUGAAUGUUUUGAAGAUCCUUACAGAGCAGAACCCCUCCAUAAACUACAAGAGGAGAAAUGAAUGAUCUCUGUGCUCGGCAAUUUUUCAAAGUUAUCAUGGUACCAUCCAAUAUCAACAUGUUUUACACCAUCUAAAUGUUGCUUUAUUUUCCUUUAUUGCUGAGUAUGAGUUGGUGGCUAAAUGCUUCUCAUUGUUUUAGGGACGGUUAGAGUACCUUUACAAGCCUUUUUUUUUUUUUAAGGAACUGCUAAUGAAACAUGCAACAAUUUAGAACAAUUUGUUGUUAUUCA
This is a messenger RNA of Coffea eugenioides, 2239 nucleotides long. RefSeq names its product aldehyde dehydrogenase 22A1. The record is from RefSeq and is a predicted model, not a curated record. Gene Ontology annotation, molecular function: aldehyde dehydrogenase (NAD+) activity. NCBI's taxonomy places the organism in Eukaryota, Viridiplantae, Streptophyta, Magnoliopsida, Gentianales, Rubiaceae. Bases 235 to 2013 code for a protein of 592 amino acids. The transcript is spliced from 14 exons.